ACAUAAGAUGGUUGUUGUGAAGAGAUUGCCUCCAUUACCAACAGUAUCUGACAUCAUUAGACUGUAUGGAUUGUCAGCCCAACAGAAACUGAGUCAAAAUUUCCUGCUAGACCUUAACUUGACAAAUAAGAUAGUACGAUAUGCUGAUAUAGCCCAGUCUUCUUGUGUGUGUGAGGUUGGAUCAGGUCCUGGUGCUAUUACUAGGUCUAUUCUUAAUGCAACGAAUGCUAAAGUGUUAGCCAUUGAAAAAGAUAGAAGAUUCUUACCUUCACUAGAAUUAUUAUCUGAUGCUACUAAUGGACGUUUACAAGUUUGUCAUGGCGAUAUACUUGAUUUUGAUUGGCCAGGAUCAUGUGAUAAUAUUGUCACUCCUAAACCAUGGGACAGUACUGGUGAUCUGAGUAUCAUUGGUAAUUUACCAUUCUCAGUCUCUAUCCCAUUGUUGUUGAAAUGGUUGAGGUAUCUCACUAUUAGAGAAGGUCCUUUUAAAUAUGGACGAACUACCAUGACACUCACCUUCCAGAAGGAAGUAGCUGAGAGGAUAACAGCUCCUCCUGGUCACACCCAGAGGAGCAGGCUCUCAAUAAUGGUCCAGUCACUCUGUACUGCUAAACAAUGUCUCACUCUUCACUCAUCCACCUUUGUACCACGUCCUAAGGUAAGAUAGUGCCAUUGUAUUUUAUUGUAUUGUGGGUUGGAUCUACUAGUGUUAGUAGUAAUUUCACUAUUCAUAAUUCAUGUGUGUUGUAUUGGCGAAAUAGCAUUAGCAAAAAAUCUAUCCAAUCCUCCUUUUACGUAAAGUGGGUGUGGCCAUGAAAUGAUGAAAAACAUAAUGAUUGCGCUCAAAUGGGACAAAAUUUUGAGCUUUCCAGCAACAA
Molecule: messenger RNA, 878 nt
Organism: Amphimedon queenslandica
Lineage: Eukaryota; Metazoa; Porifera; Demospongiae; Haplosclerida; Niphatidae
Product: dimethyladenosine transferase 1, mitochondrial-like
Exons: 5
Coding region: 8-667 (219 amino acids)
Biological process (GO): rRNA methylation; transcription initiation at mitochondrial promoter
Cellular component (GO): mitochondrial matrix
Molecular function (GO): rRNA (adenine-N6,N6-)-dimethyltransferase activity; mitochondrial transcription factor activity
Source: RefSeq, a predicted model, not a curated record